AUGUGGGAAUAGCUUAAAGAACAUUUAACUCCUGUUCAACUAGGAAAAUGCAUAUUAACAAUAAAAUAGGUAAUUGAUUUUAUUUUAGUCUUAGAAUUCUAUUCGUUAAGAACUCCAAACCUCUUCCUUGUUUCUUUAAUUAAAGAAUCAUUAAUUGGUAUCUUAUAUCAAUAUAUCUUUAGAGAGAAGAGGAGAAAAUAAUUCAAAAGUAGGAUCAAUCUCCAAUUCCGAAUAAUAGGAAACGCAUUAAACAAACUAUUCAAUGA
Molecule: messenger RNA, 266 nt
Organism: Paramecium octaurelia
Lineage: Eukaryota; Ciliophora; Oligohymenophorea; Peniculida; Parameciidae
Source: the annotation of a GenBank genome assembly